Molecule: messenger RNA, 1519 nt
Organism: Poeciliopsis prolifica (blackstripe livebearer)
Lineage: Eukaryota; Metazoa; Chordata; Actinopteri; Cyprinodontiformes; Poeciliidae
Gene: rassf6
Product: Ras association domain family member 6
Exons: 13
Coding region: 183-1331 (382 amino acids)
Biological process (GO): signal transduction
Source: RefSeq, a predicted model, not a curated record
UUCUGCAAUAAUUAACCAGCUGCUCUGGGGUUGCUACACAUGCUCACCUCCUGAAGCACCAACUGUACUUCAGACCUUUGAUCGCAAACAAAUGCACAAACAUUCGACUUCUAAACAUGUAGUGGAAAUCUACAUCAUUGCUUAGAAGAUCAGACGAAAGCCUGGCCAGUAGCUGAACAGAGAUGAACAAAGAUCCUCUGCCUGCAGUGAUCCAAGCAGGCAGCGGGAGGACGCUGUCUAGAGCCGCGUUUUUGUCACUUUUGAACACCUACAACUGCUACCUGAAUGACCAGACUCAGCUGCAUCUCACCUAUUCUCAGGGGCAUGGAGGACAGGUGAUAGUGGAGGGCUUUCUGAACAUCUCCUGGGGAGUACGGCGACCAAUAAGACUGAAGAUACAGGAUGACAAACAGAUUCUUCCCCUUGAGUCUCCAACUUGCGUUGGGAGCAAAAGUACUAUGUCACGAUGGGGAGAAUACAGUGAGGUUCAGCAGAUAAAGGAACCAGAGGCAGCAACAGAAACAGUCUUCACAGAUCCUCUACCAGAUCCUGUCAGCCCAAUCAGCCCUCUGGGGAGCAAAAGUACUAUGUCACGAUGGGGAGAAUACAGUGAGCUUCACCAGAUAGAUGAGAUGGCAGAGACAGAGGCAGCACAGGAAACAGUUGUCAAAGACCCGUUGCCAGGGCCUCCUGUUUAUGAGACUGCCACCCUACGUCCGAUGAGGCACAGGAGCCCUGAGCUGGAGCCAGAGUCCAACCUUGUUCGCUGCAUGAGCGAUGUCUCAUUGGUGAAGAGGAGGAAGGGCAGGGGCAAGUCAGCAGCACAAAGAGAGAAAGAAAAACAGCAUCGCUUUUCUAUCAACGGACAUUUUUACAACUACAAAACCUCUAUAUUCACUCCAUCAUUUGACACUUCAACUAAAGUUCGCAUCUCUAGCAGGAUGACCACAGACCAAGUCAUCGAACAGCUGCUAAACAAGUUCAAGAUAGAAAAUGAUCCCCAGGAGUUUGCAUUGUACUGUGUUCACCAGAGUGGAGAAAAAAGAAAGCUGAGUCACAGAGAUCAUCCACUGUGGGAACGAAUCCUGCAGGGUCCCUCUGAUGACAUCAUGAAGAUAUUCCUGAUGGACAUGCAUGAAGAAGAAGUCAGCAAUGACGUUGCUCAGUAUCUGAACUUGGAGCUGCCCAUUUUGGACCAGUUUCUUCUCAAACUCAGAGAGGAGGAAAACAGAGAGAUUCAAAGGGUCAUCAACAAGUACCAACAUCAACACAGACUGCUGUCUCAUAUGCUGAGCUUUAAGAUGUCCCCUCACAUUGAGACCAGUGUCUGACCACUUCUGAACUCAGUGAAAGGAAGAAAAAAGUAUCUCUGAGGAAUUACAAACACCUGAAAAACUUAUGAAAAUGAGUUUGAGGAAAAAAGAAAAACAAAAUAAAGAAACAUAUAUGAUACAGCAAAUAAUUAUGUUUUGUCCUACAAAACAAUUUAUAUUUACAGCUCUUUUCCACAUUUUUUUUU